Molecule: messenger RNA, 1749 nt
Organism: Pteronotus mesoamericanus
Lineage: Eukaryota; Metazoa; Chordata; Mammalia; Chiroptera; Mormoopidae
Gene: KTI12
Product: KTI12 chromatin associated homolog
Biological process (GO): tRNA wobble uridine modification
Source: RefSeq, a predicted model, not a curated record
AUGGGUGGCGGAAGUUCAGUUUUCACUUCCGGUUUCGUCGCGCUCACCGACAACCCGGAAGUUGGCGCUCGAGGCUGCGCUUGGCCGCGCCCUGGGAGGAUGCCGCUCGUGGUAUUUUGCGGGCUGCCGUACUGCGGCAAGAGCAGACGCGCAGAGGAGCUCCGCCGGGUGCUGGCAGCUGAGGGCCGCGCGGUGUACGUGGUGGACGACGCGGCGGUGCUGGGCGUGGAGGAUGCGACAGUGUACGGCGAUUCGGCUCGUGAAAAGGCGUUGCGUGGGGCUCUACGCGCCGCGGUAGAGCGGCGCUUGAGUCGUCAAGAUGUGGUCAUCCUUGACUCGCUUAACUAUAUCAAGGGCUUCCGCUACGAGCUCUACUGCCUGGCGCGGGCAGCGCGCACCCCACUCUGCCUAAUUUACUGCGUACGGCCGGGCAGUCUGAACAGGCGACCUCGAGUGGCAGACGCGGACAGUCGGAGCCAGAAAGUCACUGUGAGUUGGCGGCCGCGUGCUGAAGAGGGAGGAAGACCUUUGACAGCGGGCACCGGUUUCCUCAGGGAACCAGCAGCAGUGGACUCGGUAGUAAAUGGAGGAGUUCAGGCAGAAGUAUCUAAGGAAUUAGAGUGGGAGGAAACCAGGGAGCCAGAUCUUCCAGCUCUCGUGACUGCGGAAUUUGAGAAACCUGCAAAACAUACGUCUAGUGCCUUUUACUCUCCCGAACUUCUGGAGGCUCUAAUGCUGCGUUUCGAGGCUCCCGACUCUCGAAACCGGUGGGACAGACCCCUGUUCACCUUGGUGGGCUUAGAGGAACCAUUGCCCCUGGCAGCGAUCCGGGCUGCCCUGUUUGAGAACCAGGCUCCUCCACCUCAUCAGUCUACACAGUCCCAGCCCCUUGCCUCUGGCAGCUUUCUGCACCAGUUGGAUCAGGUCACUGGCCAGGUGGUGGCAGGACUGAUGGAAGCUCAGAAGAACGCGGUCCCAGGAGACUUGCUUAAGCUUCCUGGCACCACCGAGCACCUUCGGUUUACCCGGCCCUUGACCAUGGCAGAACUGAGUCGCCUUCGACGCCAGUUUAUUUCCUACACCAAAAUGCAUCCUAACAAUGAGAACCUGCCUCAACUAGCCAACAUGUUUCUGCAGUAUCUGAGUCAGAGCCUGCACUAACCAGAGUGGGAUGGGAGAACGCCGUGACUACUUGUCUAACCUCUGCUGCACAGUAUUUCUUUGGGAAGAAUAAUCAAGGCCUGCAGAGCAUAUUGUUGUGUGGUACUAGAACUAUUGUGACUGAUUGACCCUUUGCAUAAUGCCUCUGUGUCAGGCCUUGAGUUUAGGACAUCCUUUGAGACUAGAAAGAAUGGAGAACAACUUGAAGGAUCUUGGCAAAUUUCUCCAGAGGACAGAGCUCAGAUGGAUCAGGCUGGCUUAGAUUGGGUUCUACUUGUGAUAACACACUCCUUUGAUUUCCUCUCUCUGAAUCGUCGGAGAACGGAAUGUUUGGAUUAAUUGUUUUAAAACAAUUGUGAACAGAAACUGAAGAUGGCACAGCUCUGCGUCUGCAGUGGCCCUUCUUUCAUACCACAAAUAGUUUUUGAGUAUUGUACCUAAACUUUUUGCUAGUCUCUGUUCAGGGGUAUGGAUUUAAUGAUAAAUGGUUUCUGUCCUUGGGAAGCUUUGAUUCUAGUGGAAGUGAAUGACAUAACCAUUAAAUUAUUUCAUCUAAUAAAAUCUUUUAGAAGAAGAGAGUUGACUACA